Odocoileus virginianus texanus is the source of this 2968-nucleotide messenger RNA. The record is from RefSeq and is a predicted model, not a curated record. Lineage: Eukaryota; Metazoa; Chordata; Mammalia; Artiodactyla; Cervidae.
GACUCAUUCACUGUGGAAGUAAAUAAAAAAUAUCUAUGGAGAACACUGAAAAUUCAGUGGAUUCAAAAUCCAUCAAAACUUCAGAGACAAAGAUCUUACAUGGAAGCAAAUCAAUGGACUCUGGAAUAUCCUUGGAAGAGAGAUACAAAAUGGAUUAUCCUGAAAGGGGUGUAUGUAUAAUAAUUAAUAAUAAGAACUUCCAGAAAGAUACUGGCAUGGAAUGUCGAUCUGGUACAGACGUGGAUGCAGCAAACAUCAUGGAAACCUUCAUGAACUUGAAAUAUGAAGUCAGGAUUAAAAAUGAUCUUACAUGUAAAGAAAUGUUGGAAUUAAUGAGCAACGUUUCUAAAGAAGACCAUAGCAGAAGGAGCAGUUUUAUUUGCGUACUUCUAAGCCAUGGUGAAGAAGGAAUCAUUUUUGGAACAAAUGGACCCGUCAGUUUGAAAAAAUUAGCAAGUUUCUUCAGAGGGGACUAUUGCAGAAGUCUGACUGGAAAGCCCAAACUUUUCAUUAUUCAGGCCUGCCGAGGCACAGAACUGGACUGUGGCAUCGAGACAGACAGUGGUGCUGAGGAUGACAUGGCCUGUCAGAAAAUCCCGGUUGAGGCAGACUUCUUGUACGCAUAUUCUACAGCACCUGGUUACUUUUCCUGGCGAAACUCAAAGUAUGGAUCCUGGUUCAUCCAGGCUCUUUGUGAGAUGCUGAAAAAGCACGCUCGCGACCACGAGCUCAUGCACAUUCUUACUCGGGUUAACCGAAAGGUAGCGAUAGAAUAUGAGUCCUUCUCCACUGAUUCUACUUUUCAUGCAAAGAAACAGAUUCCUUGUAUUGUGUCUAUGCUCACGAAAGAUCUGUAUUUCUAAUCACUAAAGACACAGAUGAUUUUUGUUUUUAAUUUGUGUGCCAGGUGAGCAAACGGUGUAACUGGUACUAUAUUUUCCUCUCACUUCUAAGUCUAACCUGAUGACCCAGGUGAUAACUUUGAAACAUGCUGACUUCCUAGCAAUAAAACUACUAUGCAGCUACCUCAAACACAAUUGGGUAGUUGAGACUGAGUUUAAUGAAGAUGAAAUAAAAAUGGAUCGUGGAAAUCAUUAUGAGAAGAAAAUGACUGUAAAUUAGCACUUCUCUUAAUUAGCAAGGUUUAGCGCCGAUGCUAUGCUACACAUUUUCAAGCAAUGAUGGAAAAAGUUAAACACUGCAGUAGUGUAUUUCAGUGAUGUGGGUAUGCCACUGUAUCAGAGAACAUGUGAUGGUUUUUGUCAAACAACAGCAAUGAUGAUAUGGAACGAUGUAUACUAGAACUUGGUGGUACAUACGUGUCAUCUAAGCCUUGAAGACCUUGAUCUUAAGACAAUGGUAUUUUUACAUCACCUAUUUGAGCUCAUGGUUUUGUGAUAUUUAUGCUGAGCAUGUCUUUGUUGUUUUUAAAAAAAUCAUGUUUUAGCAUUGAAAAAGAACUAAAUGUUUUACUUGGGAAGGUAUGAGAAAACUAAGUUGACCCUUGAGGGUAAAUGCAGGAAUCAUAAAGGGAGACAGAUUGAGGACUAUAAGGUGCUGAAAUGCAACUCUUCGACCAGCUGCUGGGCCUCGCAUACCUGCAGAAUAUCUAAAGUCUCUUCUGUCAAAACCUCAGACCUCGAUCACACUGGUAAGAGCGUGAAUUAAAGAAAUUCUAUAGGGACAUACGUACUAAAACACAACUUAAAGAAUAAACAGUGAGGUAUAAGGAAGAAAGAGUCAGCCAGUCAGUUGGGCACUCCAUAAUUAGAAGACAGCUUGAGCCUGACCAGGGACACUGCACAGCCUCUGUGGGGUCAGAGCCAUAGAUUACAGCUUCAGGAAAAAAAUGCAGGCUAGAUUCUUCACAGCUGCGGGUGUGUGUGGAAGCUCCAAGAAAGUGAAUCAAAUUAAACUUCUGAACUGGAAAUUUUCCAAAGAUGUUAAGAGUCAUCAUAAAAAUCCUAGCCCUCUAAUUUUUAUUUCAAAUGAUGGCUUUUAAUUGGAUGUUAAAGCAAACUCUUAUCUGCCUUUCUGCAGAUAGCCCAUUUUAUAAAAUAGACUUGACAUCACUACCUCUGAAUAUCAGUCCACUUCUUACUUGACGCUGGCGGGGAGAAGAUCUGCGGUUUUCAGCUUAAUCGGAAUUGUGUAAAUUAAUGCUUAAGUACCUGAGUAUGGUUUACAAGAGGCUUUGAGUUUGGGGAAAACUCUUAAGAUUUCUCUUUCCCCUUCAUGGUUAACACGGUCUCAGUCACCUUUGCUGUGUGUGGGCAUGGAUGUGCCCAAGUGUGCACCUGGCCACUGAACUUUGUCCAGGAGCUACAGUACUCCUGAAGAACAAGUCCUGAACUCAUUCCAGAACGUCCUUUUCUGCCAUCCGUGAAUGUCAGCCCGUAAAAGCAAUUUCAUUAGCAUUUCCUCAUUUUCCAGUAUAAGCAGUGAAUGUGGCCUGAUGGUCUGGACCCUCAUCUAUCCUUUGCAGAAGAUGGGAAAAAAAAUCAUAGCACUCUUGGCAGUAAAAUUUCUGAGCAUGUUAACUUUUAUUCUGUUGACGUUUACAAUCAAGGGAGAAUGGUACAGUUGUGAUUGUAUACUUUUCUCUGAAAUGAAAGGACCAGGGCACCCAGGACUUUAGCAGUCAUCCAGUCUACUCUCCUUUGGCGCCCAGGGAAACUGAAGGCCCGAGAUGGGACGCAGACCAGGGAGGUUCUGAGCCUCCUUGCUCAGAACCUUCUGCGUCACUAACCCACUGGUUUUCAGUCUGACGUUCCCGUGAGCCUUCUUGUGCUAAACAAAGGCACUCACAUUUACGAAUGAAAGCUCUUUGUUUUGAUUGUGUCUGUAACUUUUUCUGAGUAAAUGAAGCAUGCUGUGGGAUCGGAAGAUAUGUUCCUAUGUGACAAUUUUUUAAAAAGUGUGUUAUUAUGCAUUUCUAUUUCCAAAUACAAAUUUUAAUUUAAAAUGA